AUGAACUCGGACAAAGAAAAUGAGCAACCUGAGACACGCGCAAACACGCCGCGACGAGGCAAGGCUGGCGGCAUGCGCAGCGCGUCGGUGCGUAUGCCGACCCCCGACUCGGGCUCAACAACUGGCAACGGCAGUAAGAGGAGGAGAACGGAUAAUUACGCAAUGGCUCAUUCGGAAAUUUACGAGGAUCGAAACGACGAGCACGAGGAGGAGGAGGAAGAGGACAUGCACGAAGUGGAAACGCCCUCGCAGCCCCCACCCGAGUCAGAUGAGGAAGGCGACCAGAAGUACUACAACCCAAACCAGAACCCCGAGCAGCGAAGGAGACUGCGAGCAAAUAUGCGCGAUAACCAUCGUAUGCUGGAAGAUAAUCGCGAUGACUAUGUUAAAUCACGCGACAGCGGACUGCUUGAUGCUAUCAAGACACAAAACAGCUUGUUUGGCAAGGUGCGACAAACGGCCGACGCUACCGUUGACUCCCGCUUCCUCGUCAGCGCCAGCGACCUAGCAGGCAAGAAGCUCAACAACAGCUUAGGCGACUCUGGUGUAGGCAUCGAUCUGGACCAAUUCGUUUCAAAAUGCAUAUACUUUAUGAAAUCCGGCGGUCACAUCGCAGGCGAGGAAGACGCACCCGCACUAGCCGUAGGCGAUGACGACGAGGAAGAUCCAGAUGGGCUCGACUGGGCAUUACUAGGUCGGCGAGCAUGCUUCCCGCGCAACAGGCGACCGCCAACAUCAAGUUUUCUGCUCGGCCCACUCUCAGUUCAGAGGCGCGUUCGUGUAACUCAAAAGAAAGCUCGAUCGCAACGGCAACCUCUUGGUCCAGCAACUCGACCCCAGGAGAUCCAGACCGGGGACAUUCAGCAAAAUGAGAGCAACAACUUGACGACGUUGGUGAGAGGUAUCAGGUCACGCUUGGCACAGCAUAUCACAGUUUCCCAAACGUUGGUUGAAGAAGAGCUCGGUGCAGAAGAUGAGGUGACUGAGGAAGCUCAAACCGCUGCUCUUGUACGCCACAGGAUCGCUAUGACCAACGACCAGGAAGCCGCAGUUAGUCUGCUUGAUUUCGCAAUAAACCCUCACGACUUUGGGCAGACGGUUGAGAACCUUUUCUAUAUCAGUUUCCUGGUAAAGGAAGGAAAUGCCAAGAUAGUCAAAGACGCACAUGGACUUCCGCUACUUUUACCUGCAGCACCCAGUGGCGUUUCAGAACACCGAGAGAGAGACGUACAAAAACACCAGGCCGUGUUCAGCCUCGACUUCCCCUCUUGGCGGAUGUUCAUCGAAGCAUAUGAUAUCACAACACCGCUGAUACCUCAACGCCAAGUAGAAGAGGCAACAGUUGGCGCCAACGGCUGGUACAACGGCUGA
Molecule: messenger RNA, 1371 nt
Organism: Alternaria triticimaculans
Lineage: Eukaryota; Fungi; Ascomycota; Dothideomycetes; Pleosporales; Pleosporaceae
Exons: 3
Coding region: 1-1371 (456 amino acids)
Biological process (GO): DNA repair
Cellular component (GO): Smc5-Smc6 complex; nucleus
Source: RefSeq, a predicted model, not a curated record